Paramecium tetraurelia is the source of this 6057-nucleotide messenger RNA. RefSeq lists its product as uncharacterized. The transcript is spliced from 7 exons. The record is from RefSeq and is a predicted model, not a curated record. NCBI's taxonomy places the organism in Eukaryota, Ciliophora, Oligohymenophorea, Peniculida, Parameciidae.
AUGCUUGUUUAAUUAAGAUUAACUACAAAAUAGGGAAGAAUUAAGAAAACAGAUAUUGAAUCUGCUCUCUUCCAUUUUGGUUGUGAAGCAGCUAAACUAAUAAUAUUGACAGUCGAUGACUUUGGAAUGUGUUUAGUAGAUUAUAUGUUAGAUUCUGACUCAUUGCCAGAAAUAUUAUAUUUCUUCAAUUAAUUAGGCUUAAAUGAGGAUGUGUAAUUAGAAAUUUUUGCAUAAUCAUUAUUUUAAAAUAUUAAAGAGAGACUAAGAAAGAAUCAUUAUUUGAAAGCUCUAGCUUAUUUUAUUAAUGCUUUGAAUAUGUAUCCAAAUAUAGGGUUGAUCAUUGCUUAAUAUGCCACAAAUCCUGAAAAUUCAUAAAUUUUAUCACCUUUUCUUUUGGAAUUCAAUAUUCAGGAUUAUUAACAUGUGAUAGUUUUAUCUAAAUUAAGAAAAUUAUGCAAAAAAUUCUUAAAUCCAGAAUUGCCAUUUAUGUAAUCUAUGGAAGAACAAUAUCGGAAAGCAAAAUAGGAAACAUAUUUCAAAAUUCCUAUUCUACCAAAGAAAGUCGAGACCUAAGAGAAAUUUGAUUUAUUAUAAUUACCAGAAUUGUAAUAGAAUGUAUUCCAUGAGAUUGUAAGGAGAAAGAGAUGGAAUUUAUUUGCAAGAUCUUGGAAGCAAUUUGAACAAUUCGUUUAUCAACAAGAUCAUUAAGGAAUUUCUCCUAUCAUGAUGUUUUUAGAAAAUGCACCCUUAGAUUAGAUACUUAAUUUGGAUUCUCUUCAAAAUCAAACCUCAUUAAGUGGUUAAACAUCAUUGCACUUUUUGAUCAUGAACCCUGAUUUAUCUGUUAAUUCAUUAUAUGCCUGUAUAAAUAAGUUUAAUAUGUUGAAUGAUAAAGCUUGGCUUGGAUUUACACCUCUGGCAUUAUUUUUAGAUAGAUUAGUAUAUAAAUAGAAGAAACAUAAAAGUAGAAUUAUUAAAGAAUUGAAAGCUGCUCAAGAGAACAACACUAAUAAAGGUGUUCAAGUAUUGGAGAUCUUAAGUCAAUCUGCGAUUAAUAUUGCUAAGCAUUUCAAUUUUAAUAAGUAUUUAUUGUAUUGCUAAAAUGUCAAAAACGAUAAUUUCUUUGAGGAUUUCAAAAAAGAGAAGUUCAAAAAACCAUUUUAAUUGUAAUAAUAGAAAAAUAAGUAAAUUAUUGAAUGGGAUCAUUUUUAUUAUCAACACACUGUCCCAGCUAUGAUUUUGUGUAAACUAGAUGAAUCAAUACAAGAAUUGAUAUGGUAAUAAUUUGAUUGGAUAAAUUGGCUAUGUAGUAAAUAGAAUUACCCAUAUGAAACAUAUUACAAUUAAACAUUAAUGGUUUCAAUAGCCAAAACUACUUAAACUCAAUAUAUUUAUCAAUAUCUAACUAAAGAUGUAUAAAUUACAUAUAAAGAUAACGAUCAAUUUAGUGGUGACAAAAACAACAUCUUUGAUUUCUUACCAAUCUUCUAAUCUAUUUAUUAAAUAGGCGAAAUAACGACAAAACUUAAAGAUGAUAUACAAAAGAAAUAUAAGGGAAUAUAAGAUAUCAAUAAGAAGAAAGAUGACGAAGAUGACAGUCCAAAGAAAAAAAUAAAAUUGAUGUAUCAAAAUCUUGCCUAAUAAAAAUACUAAUAAGUAUUGGAUUAACUAAUGCAAGAAUAAUAAUCUACUGAGGGAAUGUUAUAAAAUAACUUUAAAUAUUAAGGUGUUGUUAAUGAUCUGAUGGUUGCCAAAGGUCUUAACUUUGGAAAACUCUUUAGAAAAGCAUAUGAUUCAAAAUUCCAUGAUAUGUUGAAUUUCGUAGACAUAUUAUUAAAAGCAUUAUAUUACAAUAAUAUGUCAGCUGCUCAUUUGGCCUUAUUCUUCGCUUAAUUAAGAUUGAACAAGAGCUAAAGAGUAGCUUAAUUGAAAACCAAUCAAUAAAUAUACUUACAAUCAUUAAAUACACAUUGGUGCAUAGAAUUAGAUUUUGCAUAAUUUUAGGCUAUGAUUAACGAUAUUAAAGAAAUCUGUCAAUAAAAUGAAGUCAACUAUGUGAUUUUGAUUUUAGCAAUGAAUGGAAGAUUCAAUAAACUUAAAUAAAUCCACGAUAGAAUGACCAAUCAAAAUUAUAUAAUUUAAGCAUUACCUAUAGCGGCUCAUCAAAUCAAUACAGUUAGAAAUGCCCUCUACUAUGAAAGUUUAAAUAAACUAUUAUAAGAAUGUGAUGUAAAGAGACUCUACCCUGAAGACAAUCUAGAUUUCUUCAAACCUCCAAAAGAAAAGGAAAAACCAAAGCCAGAUCCCAAGAAACCUUUUGAUAAAGCAAAACCAGUUUUUCAAAAGUGGAUUAUCGUUUAAGGAGCGUUAACUACCUAAUUAUAGUAGAUAUAUAAAUUUGCAGCCAAUAGUUAUUAGAGAGUUAAGUCAGAAUUCUCCAUUCUUUCUAAACAAUACUAAUAAUUAUGGUACUAGGAAUACUCAUAUAAAUUAAGAAGAUUAUUCCCUAGAUAAAAUUUUAGAUCUGUCUUUUAUUCCUCAAAGUAGAAGGAAUCUGAUUUUGUCAAAACUAUAGAGUUAUUAAUUGAAAAAGUACUCCUAUUAAAAUUGACACCUUCAGAUGAUUUCUUCAAUUAUGUCCAUGUUCAUGAUAAGUUUUCUGAAUUACUAUCCUAAUCUCCCAAUUAGAACAUUUGCAUCGUUUAAGCAUUUAAAUCUAUGAUCAAUCUGUUCAAAUACGAAUAGUCAAAUGAGGUGUUAUCAAGAUGUAUCAAUUUCCUAAAGAAAUACUUAAAUUCCAAAAUAUUUAAAGAUUUGAAUGAGCCUGACACAUUUAAUAGAGAAAGUCAAUUAAUAACAAAUUAUUUAUCAAAAAGUGAUCCAUCAUCUACUCAAUGUAAAUUUGCUUGUGAAGUCUUAAUACUAAUGGAUCAAAACUUUACCACAUAAGAAUUCGAAACACUCAAUUUAAUACAAUAACCUUAAUAAUUAGCUAGUUUAUUGCUAAAGUACAAGACAUUAGAAAAAAGAACUUUGGGUUUUAUUUAAAAAUAUUUAAAUUCAAGUAACAAUUAAGCCAAGCAAGCCUUACCUUUUAAUGAAUCAAACAUGAGAUAUAUUGUAGAUUUAGCAAAGUAAGGUAUAAAUUUGAUAAAUGAGAAUGCUUUGGAAUUCUUUAUUACAAAAGGAUUGUUCAAUUAUUUAAAAGAUUACUUCUUAAGUUCAUUGAAACCUAAGGGAAUGUUAAAUGAUGAUUAAAAGUAGUUUUAUUUGGGAUUCGCAUUUUCAAGUGGAUCUUAAGAGACAAUUUAAUUGUGUUUAGAAGAUUUGUGUAGUCUUAAGAGUAGUGAAUUAAAGCAAUAUAUGUUGGAAGGCAAUUUAUUAGCUAGAGCAAUUGCAAAAGGUUCUUAGGAGACAUUACUAUACAUAACUAGGAAGAUAAUGAAAUAGAUGACUUUCAAUGGCAAAGAGAUUUUGAAGUUAUUGCUAAUUUCAGAUAACGUUGCCGAGCCAUUUUAAUUGGAUAAAUAAAGGAGAUCAUUAUUCACAACAAUAUUCUUAUUGAAUUAUGAUAUUUUUUAUAAAGAAUUUUUUGUAGAUUAUCUCUAGAAGAUACUACCUUAAGAUUAUAAAAAUAUCAUGAUAAAGAUAUUAAAUGCUACAGUGUGUAAAUUAGAUGAAAACAAUAGUUGGACUGCAUUUUAAUUAGCUAUUAAUUGUGGAUUCUUUGAUGUAAUAUAGACAGUGUUAUAAUUGAAUAUAAAUAUAGAUGCUUAACACUUGAAGGAUAUCUCAAUAAGUAAUUUACCGUAAAGAUGGUUAUUCUAGACUCCAUAAUAAUUGGAGAAUUUAUUGAAAUAAGAACAUUACAAAUAGUUAUAUAAACAGUCAGCAUUAAGAUUAUAUAGGAUUUGUAAAUACCAUUUAUGCAGAUAAGAGAAAUUAAAAGAGUUGGAGAUCUGCUUAAAUUUAGCUCCUUUGUAUAAUAAGAUUGGUCUAUAAUUAUAGAGUCAGGAUCCGAUCAUAAAUAUUAUUAUGAAUCAAAAGAUAGAUCCUUCAAAACAACCUUUGAUUUAUCUAUUAAAAUUGCAUUUGGAUUAGGUUGAUAAAGCCAAUUCAUUCAUAUUGGUAGAAAGCUUUUGUGAUAAACAUCCUUAAAUAACUCAUGAUAAGAUAUAUACGUAAUUGAUCAAAAAUAGGGAGGCUUAUGAAUUAUUAAGAAUUUAUUAUCCAGAAUAAAAUGAACCUGGAAAUGCAAACUUUGAUUUUGAUCUCCCUUAUGGUGAUAAUAUUGUGAAGGAAUACUUGUUAAUAUAAGAUCCUCAUCAAUUUCUAAGAUUUAUCACAACUAAUUAAUAAUUAGUAUUUUCACUAAGAGUCUUAUAUGAUAAAAAUGAUGAUUUGGAUAAAUUCUGCAAUUCAUUAGUUGAGCCAAAACAUAUUAUUAUUUGCGGUUUACUAUUAUUAAUUUUGAAUCCCAACAAACAUUCAGAAGUUGUUCACAGUAAGUUUAAAUAGGCAUUUGAAUUAAGAGAUGAUCCAUCUGCCUCUUAGGUGACUAAUAUCUUCAGAGCUAUAUUGAGAUACUUUGAAACAAUUGAACGAGCAUUUGUAUUCUUUUUCACCUUAAUCUAAUCGUUGCUGAAUAAUCAAAUAUAUUAACAACUAAUCUAAAUUAAACCUAUUGGAGAUAUGAAUAAUUAAAUUAGUACUGAAAAACAAUUUUUGGAAGAUAUUAAAGAUGCUCUCAUCUAUGAUACUUUUACAUUGCAAGAUAAUGUUUGGGGAUAGAUAUUGGGACAAAGUACAAAAGUAUCUCAUGCACUCCAAUCUGACAAAUGGUUUCAAGGAUUAUGUUUAAUCAAGUCAUUAUUACAUUUAUGUUAUUAAGCAGAAUCUAUAAUACAUGAAAUUCAGACACUUAGCAAAUUAGAUGAUUAUAUUUCAAGUGACUUUUGGGGAAUACAAUCUGCCAUGAUAGAAAUUAGAGCAGAAUUGCAUCCAGCAGAACAGGUUGCUUAACAUAAAGUAAUUGUAUUUAAGCAAUCUGAAAAUAACACUUGGAAAAUCAAGUAUCCUUUAGGAAUGGUCAAAGAUACUUCAUUCAUUUAUCCUUCCAUAUUAUCCUCAUAAAAAGGAACUGAAUAUGCAAAAAAUUAAUUAAUUUAACAGGUUUAUGAACAAACUAAGUCUGAUAUAUUGCCAAAAAUUGAAAAUUUCACUUUUGAGGGAUAUUCUCAUGAGAAUAUUUAACAAUUAAUCAAGGAAACACAUGAAAAUGUAGCUAUAGCUGUGAACUCUUACACGUUUUAAGGAGAUGGAAUUUAAUAUAAUGGAAAAUAAUUGACUUCCAAUUAUUAAACAAAGAGAAAAAAUAAGAAAGAACUUAUUAUGAUUCCAAUCACUAAUCAAAUUAUAAUUUAAGUUGUUUCUAAAGAUGAAUUUAUAAGAAGAGAAAAAUAUUCCUUUUUAUUCAACCAAAUUAUUGAAGAUACAUAAACUAAAUAUUGGACAUUUUUUAUUGAUAAAGAUUGUGUUUCAUCAAUUAAAGAUGAUUUAAUUAUUAUGGAAUUAUAUGAAAUGACGAAAGAUAGAUUAGGAUAUCAUGUUCAAUUCUAAUCAUUUGUUGAAUGUUUCUAUAACAAAUUAGCUAAUGGACUAGAAAAGGCAACAAAAAAAUCUAUCUCACCUAAAUUAUGUGUAGAUAUAGGGCUUUAAUGGGAUAUGUUGACAAAAGUAAUUAAACACAUAUCUUCUUAUUUAAAAUUCGCAGACAACAUUUGCUUUGAAAUGGCUGAAAUCGAUCAAAGAAAAUCUAUUAAUAUUAAAUUAGAAGGUUUUGAUUCUAUAUUUAGAUUUGGUUAAGCUGAACUUUCAGUGUCAAAUAAUGUUUUAAUUGUCAAAUUGAAUAUUGCCAUGAUGUCAAAUGGAAACUUUUAACAAUUAUUUUAAACACAAAAUAGAUUGAAACUAAAUAGCAGCGAAAUCAAAGAAUCUAUAGAUAUUUAGUAAUAUUUAUUGUCUAUUUUUAAUGAAUAAUAAUUGUCACAAUUAUGA